AUGAUAUCAGCCACACGUCGCUGGCUCAAGCGGCAUCGCACUGGUAUAGCCAUUGGCGCUGGCGUUGUUGGCGCGACGUAUCUGGCCGCUCAGUAUGUCCUUGGAAAGAUCAAUGAAGCGCGAGAGCGCAUGCAGAUGGACAGGAUUGCAAAGGAGAACAUUCGUCGCCGAUUCGAGCAGAACCAAACAGACUGUACAAUUACAGUCCUCGCCCUGCUACCCACUCUGACCGAGAACAUCCUCGAAGAUCUCCCUGUCGAACAGUUGACUCAUGAGUUACAACAGAAGAAGGCCGAAAGAUUGGCACGUGUCUCAGGUGAAGGGAAAUCUGAAGCCUCGAGUAUGUACGAGGGUGAAACGGCCAGCGUGUCCAGCUUUCAAACGGGGAGUUUUAUACAUGCCAGCCAGUUGCAGGGUGAUGGGAGUCAAUCACCGGGGCCUCGCCGGACAAAGGCUCAACUUUGGAAUGAAUUGAAGGUGACAUCGAUCACAAGAGCGUUUACCCUAAUAUACAGCUUGUCGCUCCUCACGAUCCUCACAAGAAUACAAUUGAAUCUCCUCGGUCGAUUAAACUAUCUAUCCUCGGUCAUUUCACUGGCCCAACCUCCGCCACCCGGGAGAGCGGACUCGAUCUCGUUGGAAGACCAUGAUGACGGAAGCGCAGGCGCCGGGUUCGGGAACGACUUCGAAACUAACAGGAGAUAUUUGACAUUUUCCUGGUUUCUGCUACACAAAGGAUAUGCGCAGAUCAUGUCCAAAGUCAGAGAAGCAGUGGAGGAAGUAUUUGGGGGCAUCUCUCCCAGCGAAGGAAUAACUGCCGCUAGGCUCAGCGAUCUGGUUCUCGCGGUGCGAAGGCGCGUCGAAGGUGGUUCUGAGCAGGAGAGGUAUGCAACCAGAUGGCUACCGUACGUGUUGCCGCCUAAGGAGGAGGAAGAAGCAGUGUUGAUCGAGUCCGGCGUGAUUACUCCACCUGCUACGUCUGCAGGCUCGGAUGCUCACGGUCCCGACAAGGGCGAACAUCAAGAAACGGCAACCCAUAUCGAUACAUCAACAGGGCCAUUACGUCAGCUUCUCGACGAGACCGCCGAUCUGAUUGACUCGCCAACAUUCACGAGGAUCCAUUCACUGCUUCUGGGGUCCAUGUUUUCGCAUCUCGUCGACACUCGUGUUAUUGCCCAACUAUAUCCACAACCGAGGCAACACUCCCCUUCUUCAUCCAUAUCUAGCGCGAAGCAACCGCGCAUUCAGGAGCUCGACUCCGCCGUCACUGUCGUACCGGGAGAGCCGCGAGUCAAGCUUGCCAAUAUCCUGGCAAUCAUCACGCGCCAGGCACAUGCGAUUGGAAACGGGAACAACCCACCCAAUGAAUAUGUAUCUACGGCAGAAGCCGAGGUUAGGGAGCUCGAAGCCUUUGCUGCGGUCAUCUAUGCCAGCAAUUUGGAUCAGAGUCUGGAGGAGAAUCGGCUGAACACUGGUGAUAGUGGGUUGAGAGCAGCGGGUGGAGUUGGCGUUAGUGACGUCGGCGCUGAGCCUGUGGAUGAGUUGAUUGAGAGUAAAUUGGAAAGUGCAUGGACAAAGGUUACGGGCAGCACAAGCUUCUCGUCGCGGUAA
This is a messenger RNA of Cladophialophora bantiana CBS 173.52, 1611 nucleotides long. RefSeq lists its product as uncharacterized. Lineage: Eukaryota; Fungi; Ascomycota; Eurotiomycetes; Chaetothyriales; Herpotrichiellaceae. Bases 1 to 1611 code for a protein of 536 amino acids. The transcript has 2 exons. Gene Ontology annotation, molecular function: protein-macromolecule adaptor activity. The record is from RefSeq and is a predicted model, not a curated record. Gene Ontology annotation, cellular component: peroxisomal membrane. Gene Ontology annotation, biological process: protein import into peroxisome membrane.